Molecule: messenger RNA, 2709 nt
Organism: Paramormyrops kingsleyae
Lineage: Eukaryota; Metazoa; Chordata; Actinopteri; Osteoglossiformes; Mormyridae
Gene: nkd2b
Product: NKD inhibitor of WNT signaling pathway 2b
Biological process (GO): negative regulation of Wnt signaling pathway
Cellular component (GO): cytoplasm
Molecular function (GO): calcium ion binding
Source: RefSeq, a predicted model, not a curated record
UCCAGUUAAGACCGCUCUGGGUCAGCACAAAACGAAAUAAAAAGUGCAGCCAAUAGAGGACGCCAUUAACACUGUGGGUUUGCGAGCGUGUUCUCUGCUUUAAACUGUUGCUCGCCUAGGCGCAGUCAGUGGUGGGGCAGCUUCCCUUUGCGCAGUGUGAUUUCAGCGGAAAGUGACCCGUUUAGCAGAAAGUGACCCCACCACUGAGAAAUAACAAUGCACGUGAUCGCUCUGUAAAAAACAGAGCACAUUUCGAUACAAAUUUGUGCUUUGAGCAACGGACAUAAUCUAAUCAUGUCGAUUAAGUUACCUCUACAUCGUUGAACAAUUGCUAUAUGGACUUCUAACUUAACAAGAACCUUUCCUGGGAAAUAAAAUGGGCAAACUCCAAUCAAAACACGCUUGCAAACGUAGAGAAAACCCUGAAGGAGACAGUUUGGUCAUAAACGCCUCUCGUAGGGGGAUGGAAGACUGCGAGCGCUUCGGUGCUCCGGAGCAUAAAAUAAUAGAUGGGCAGGAAUUACCAGGUGCCGAACCGAGUGAUGGGCAGUUUCUAGACAAUCACAGUCCCCUGGAGGUGACAUUGCCCCCGGAGAGACUGGAAGGGGGGGGGAGCUUCAGGAAUGGGGAACGAGAUGCGUCAAAAGACCACGGCAAGAAGUGUGUCACUGUGGAGGACCUGGAAUGCGCCAUGUCUGUAGAGGAAGAUAACCGUCAGGAGUGGAUCUUCACCCUUUAUGACUUUGACAACAACGGCAAAGUGACCAAAGAGCAGGACAUGUCCAGUCUCAUGCACACCAUAUAUGACGUAGUGGAUGCCUCAGUGAAUCACUCAUCCAGCAGUAAGGGUAGGAGCCUGCGUGUGAAGCUGACCGUGGCCCCGGGGCCCAGCGAUCGCAGACGGGAGGCCCUCACUGGGGGAUCAGCCCCCUUAGAGAGACACCCAAGGUGCUGCCGACCCGAGCCUGAUCACCAGGAGGGGGGGCGCUGUGUGGACAGGAGGCUUUCGACGCACUUCAGGAGGCAAAACAAUGACGCUUCUCUGAGUGCUGAGAGAAACCAUUACUGUGUUGACGAGAACACAGAGAGAAGGAAUCAUUAUCUGGACCUGGCUGGGAUAGAAAAUUACACCUCAAGAUUUGAAAGUGGGGGCGCCCUUCUGCAGCCUCAUCAGGAAGCCCAAGCGCAGGGGGGAGCUGUGUGGCAAAGCCGGGCUCGCUCCCAGGAGUCCGAGGCCCACAUGGCCCACCAGCGCCGCUCGCAGGUCCUAGGGGAGAACUGCGCUUUUAUGGAAACGCGCGGGAGGGGAGCCCAGUUUGUGAGGUCACCUAAAGGCGCAUCGAGGGGUCAAAUCCCAGGAGGUGCGAUUGGAGGUAACAGAUCCGGAAGGCCGCUGACUGGCUCGCAGGCGGGGCUGGGUGCUCAGGACGUGUACCACCUCCCUGCCCAGACCCCUGCACCCCAAGCCCACGCCCAGCACAGCUCCAGCAGGCGGCUCCGGGUGAGAGCCAGGGAUGCUCUGUCCCCGUCCAGGGCCCCCAACCCCGCGUUUCAGCAGCAGCCGGCCCCCUCUGGCGUUCCCCCGGGCUUGGAGCGGGAACAUGCGCCCACCCUAGCCGGCAGCCCUGGGUUUGUGGUGCCCGUCGUCCAGCGUCAUGAGCACCACCAUCACCAUGAGCACCACCAUCACCACCAUCACCACCACUACCACCAAUCAUGAGUGAAGGGGGCGGGGCUUCGCAUGAGGCUAGUUAGCUGCUCCACAGAGAGCUACCAUCUUCUCAGAUAUCUCUCCCCACUUGUGCCUAUAGCCUGCAGCUGCUGACAAGAAAAGCAAGAAAAACAACUAUUAUCCCACAAAGGGCCAUUCAGGGUUUUCCUUAAGUUACAUAUUAUAGCCUCAGCCAGUCACAUGACCAGAUGGACAGGGGCGUGGCUAGAGGGCCCCCACCCCAACCCAAUUCAAUUAUGUUCCAAAUUUCAGAUGGCUUACCUGCACAGUCCUAUUUAUGUGGAUACUUCCCAUUAAAUAGCUAGAGCGAGUCCAGGGAGUUGAUGGCUGUCUUGGUGGAUGAGCUCCCAGUCCCGUGAAAGGUGCAUCUCUUUAAGCUUCGUUAAAAACGCGGUUUCCUACCCGCUGUCAACUCUGCUGUGGACUUAGGGCCUUUCCUCUACAUGUGUGUAUUUUUAAAUAUAUAAGGUAUUAUAAAUCACCACUGCCAUUUGAAUUUUAAUACCUUUCCUAUUCAUAUAGCUGUAAAAUUAUUAUAUUGUAUAUGCAUAUUUAUUGUUGCUUCUAUACACAUAUAUACUCUUUUAUAUAUUUUAAUAAAAACGUUAGUUUGAAUGGUAUAUGUGUCAUGGGUUCCCUGUAUCACAUUCCUCUGUGGCUUGAGUAUACGACUACAAUAGUAACAGACAAAAAGCAUUAAAGAAGGAUUUUACACUUGCAGUAUUUAUUUGUGUUGCAAAGUAAUUGAUUAUUAGACGUUGCCCUUUGCCAAUGUCUGGAAAUGCUUAUACUGUCAUUGGGGCUUUAAAAAGAUUGUUCUCCAAAGAAAACUGUAUCAAUUACGUGAUGGUAUUAAAUGUACUUUGCAUGUUUUAUAAAAUAAUACAGUGAUGCAUUUAUUUAAGGCUGAAGGGAUAUACAGACCUGGAAAAAAUUAAGAGACCAGAGCAAAAUGUUUAAUUUGCUGAUUUCCCAGC